UACCGACGUUUUUUCUUACUUAUAAAGUAAAAUGUGUUUUUUGUCUAAGUUUGACCAUCCUUGUCCCCAGGGUCCUUUACCCCUGAACUGUUACUACGGAUAAGCCAAUAUCAAUAAUGACAAUGGUACAGACUGAUUACGUGAUAAAUGAUCAUGUGUCUUUCCUGUGCCAGGGCCUUUUCGCUGAUCAACUUAAUUAUAAAGAAGAAAUGUCCUGGGAACGAGAUUGGCUUAUUGUAUACUUGUGUUGUUGUUGUUGUUGUUGUUGUUGUUGUUGUAGAGAUAUCCUAUGCUUACAAAUGGAAUACCAUAAAAAGGCGUAAUCAAGCGCAGCGCUUAUCAGCGGUGAUAUUAGUAAAAUGUUGGUGCGCUUAUCUGAGGGUAGGCUUAUUUACGAGUGCGCUUAUAAUAACGGAAAACGAAAGAAUAACUAAAUAAUUUAUUUCAAUAAUGUGUAUUGCCCUAGAAGGUUCAUAUAAAGUACAAAUUAAAAUUGCUCUAUACGUACUAAAAUGUCUCUCCUCCUUAGGUGCAAUUAUCUACGGGUGCGCUUAAACCGGGUGCGUUUGAUUACGGCAUCGGUAUCGGAUGUGUUUUUCCUGAUCCUAAAAUUUUAUACUGCAUUUUAUAGUAAAGGCUUAUAUCAACCUCAUCUCCAGGGAACUUUUUCUCUUCCUGACGGUGAGAUUAUUAGCGUACUAAUUUCCCACACGCGAUUUUACGAAAAGGUGUUUACAACGGAACGUGUUGAGAAAGAAGUGAUUGAAGUGUCUGUUUUCUUUAAAUUUUACCUAUUUUAUUUACGCUGAUCUAAAAAUAUAAUUUGUACUGGCUUGUUCUCGUGGAAUGUUUGUUUUUUCAAUGACCCCAUUGUUAUUACUAGCACGAGAAUGAUAAACUCUGUUCAAAAUCUUUUAUUAUUCAUUAUAAAGAAUCUGUGUAUAAGCUUUUUAGAUUUGAAAAAGAGAAAAAAAAACGUUUACUUCAAAAUGUAAGUGCUGUAGCACAUUGGGGGUCGAGGGGCGAGGUUUUGGCACGGCUCUAUUAAAAGUUUUUGUCAAUCACCCCAUUUUUAAUGGUAGAAAGGCUGGUGUAGAGGAAUCAUUUUUAGCUAAUCUAGAUGGCCUCCCCCCCCUCCCUUUCACUCCACAAAAACGUCGGUGCUAGCUGCAGCAUUAAAGAACUUUUUUAAAAAGUGUCGAUUUUUUCCCAAAACCACAGGAAACGAUUAUAUGCCGCACAAAAUGUAUCGACGUAAUCUUGUGAACGCAUUUGUAGAUAAAGUGUCUAACUAAGCUGCACUGCCAGAGCAAACAAACACGUUUUAAUUCAUAAAAUAAAUACACGAACGAACAUUCAACAUUCAACAUGCGUCCUUCAACUACACUUAAGCUAGAAGUGAAGGGAAGAAGGACAUGAAAAGACGUGUGACAACAUCACGAUGAUUUUAACAAUAGGUAUGAAUGUGCACUCGAAAAUAACAAUUGAAAAUGAAACUCAACUCUUAUUCCACCGCAUGCGAACUAACCACAAUAUUUCUUUAUAUUUUUUUAAGAGAAAAGAAUGUUAUGUGGCGUAAAAUCAUCACCAGCCAGAUUGACUCAAAGUAGAAAGAAAAGAUUUUCUUCAGCAAGUAGAAGUUCAGAGGAAGUCCAAACAGAGAUGAUUUCUUUGUACAAAUGUGGAGACAACAGCACAUCGCGUACCACAUCUGUUGUUUGGGACGAUGGAGCCUCGAUUAAAUCUCACGAGGAAGAGGAAGAAGCCUUCAAGUUUACACGAAGUCAAUCUUACAAGCUAAAAAGUGGCAGUUUUCAACGCUCACGUAUAAGAGGAAAAAUAUCAGAAGCAGAUGAAGAUAUAGGCUCAUUGGAUGUAAAUUUAAACAGAUACAGUAAAGAUACAGUUUUUAACACCCGGCUCGGCCGUCGUCGUAAAUCUGCUUCAUUCAGUGAAUUUAGUGUAUUGGAUACCUCUUCGACCAGUACCAUCAACAGUGACAGAACGUCCGACUAUCCUGUUAAUAAUCGAAGCAACAAGCAAAAUAAAAGGUCUCGAUCAACCAGUGUACAGAACGCGGGAAAAAGAUACGCUCAAGUUCAAGCAACAUCAUUCGACGAAAAUUUGACGUCGAUUUCAUAUGCUCGAAGAUUUCACCAGUACAAACAACAGCCUGAUUAUGCCGAUAGUGUGACGGGGUCUUACCAAUCUAGCGAUGAAAACGUGUCCGAUGGAAGUAACGAAUUGCUGUUCAAGAGAGGAGAGACCUGGAGAACACCCUUCGUAAGCCAUCAAGGGAUGUUGAAGUUACGAAAACAACAAGCAGAGCACAAUACAGAAAAGUUACCAGAGAUUAAAGUGCCUGAUAUAUGCACCGAGUGCGAAAAUUUACGAAGCGAACACAAACAUACAGACGACGAGGCGGAGCGGAAAACAGAAGAUAGAAAUCUGCAUGCGGUAUCUCAGCUAGCACCAGAUAGACUGGAGGGUGAAACGGAGGAAGAUGCAGAGAUUAGAAAACGCGCGGUCCAAUCAAGGACACGCAGUCGAGGUUCGGCAACUGUUGUACAUAUCCCGACAGCUAGUAUACAAAUGGAUCUACAUACACUAUACUUGGAAAGUAUUACACCAAAGACGAUGAAAAAAGGGAAAACAAUGGAUGAAUCUAAAGCAAGGCGGCUGCAACGCUCCUCACACAUAUACUCCAUGUUGGAUGAUGAUAACGAAAAGAAAGCUGGACGCUUUGCUCAAUUGAGACAACGCUUCAAACGGGAAGAAAACAGCUCUUUGGAUGAAUUUCAAAAUUUUAUGCAGCAUCUUCAAAGUAAUUUAGUGGAAGUCAGUGACCAUAAUCUGGCCAUCUAUAAGGAUAGCCAUUGGUCCACCAUCAGCCGCUUUAACGAAAACUACAACGGUGUAGAAGAAGAAAUGAUAAAAGCAGCAAAAAUAUCUGAACAAGAGAGAGACAGAUAUGAAGCCCUUUGGGAGUUAUUUUAUGCUGAAGUUUGUUAUUUAGUCGACCAUUUGCUUGUCCUGCAAAAUGUUUUUGUCAAGCCACUAGAACAUGCUAAAAGUUUUGGAUAUCUGCAGUCAGUAGAUGAGAAUAUUUUAUUUGCAAACUUGGAAUGUUUAAUAGAAGUAAUAUCACAGUUUGCAGAAAAGCUUUUGAACAUAUUUAAAAACUGUCGUGUGUCAGUGAGUAAAAGCACAAAAACUAUUGUAGCUGCGUUCAAAGAAUUUGAUGAUAUGCUAACACCUCAAUACAAUGAAUACUGUUUGAAUUACCAAGGAGCUAAGGAGCAUUUGACUGCUCUAAAAGAAAAUGAAUUAUUUAUAGAAUUUAUAAGGUUAUGUGAACAAGACGAAAGGUGCCAACGUAGAAAACUUGAAGAUUUUCUUGUGGCUCCACUGCAACAUCUGACUAAAUAUCCUCUGCUGUUGAAAGCUAUCCGAAAACGCACGCCUAAAGAUGACAUCAACAAUCAGCUCUUGACAACUACUAUAUUUGAUAUUGAACAAUCAAUAAAAACAAUUGAAAAAAAGAUAUCGUCAUUAGUCAAUACAAAACGGUUGCAAGAAAUAAUGGAAUACGUACACUGGCCCGUUAUGCCAGACAUGGAUCAAAAAUCAAUCAUACCAGAGAGCGUGAGAGCUGAACUUCAUAACAAUCAUUGUGACACCACGUUGAUGAAUCCGAACAGACAGCUCAUCCAGGAGGGCUACCUAACUUUAACAGAUAGUAACAAGUCAGAAUUUUAUGUUUUCCUGUUUGACGACAUGUUACUGGUCACAAAGAGUGGAAAGAAAAUGAAGCGACGUCACACUGGAACAGAGGAAAUAAAAAUCCAUCAAGACCAGACUCUGAAGAAAAAACAGCAAUCCAUGAGAGAACUUGCAACACAUAAUCUCUACACCGUUCAUAGACAGCCUAUACCUCUCGACCGACUGAAAGUUUAUGACUGUGAGGAUCAAACAACAGCGUUCAAAAAUGCUUUCAGUGUCGUACAUUACAAUCGAUAUCAUCAAGCUGUUUCGGUGUACACAUUUCAAGCGCCAACCGAAGACGAGAAAAAGAUUUGGUUGCGCAGCAUAAAAAAAGCGCGAGAUGACGUCAUCACGGAAGCGUAUUCGUCGUCGACCAAAGAUAUUUCGUCGGAUGAAGAAUAUAUGUUAUAAGUCGGCGACACUUUUAUUCUAAAUCUAUUUCAUUAGGCUUUUGACUAUAGAAACUCUUGCUUCUAAAAAAUAACGAGUUUUACUUAAAAAACCAAUAUCAUUCAUAUCGGCUGCUGGCGGCUUCUUUUUGUAAAUAAUUUUUGUAAAUUUUGAAACGUAGAUAUUUUAAGUUUUUUUUUGUUGGAAAGAAAAUGAAAAACAACAUAUUGAAUUUUAAUUAAUUUUAAAUAAUAAUAUUUACAAAUCUACCCCCUCCCCCCCAAAAAAUAAUAAUAAAUAAAAAAAUAAAAAAUGAAUAAAGAAUAAAAAAUAUAUUUUUGUGGAGACUAGGCACCAAAAUCCAAGUUCGUUACCACAAUGGUUGUGUAGGCCAUUUCUUAAGUCAAUCCUGUCAUUCGCAUUCACAAC
This is a messenger RNA of Hydractinia symbiolongicarpus, 4584 nucleotides long. Its product is annotated as pleckstrin homology domain-containing family G member 7-like. Lineage: Eukaryota; Metazoa; Cnidaria; Hydrozoa; Anthoathecata; Hydractiniidae. The transcript is spliced from 22 exons. The coding region runs from base 1564 to 4176 and encodes 870 amino acids. Gene Ontology annotation, biological process: Rho protein signal transduction. Gene Ontology annotation, molecular function: guanyl-nucleotide exchange factor activity. The record is from RefSeq and is a predicted model, not a curated record.